UGAAAUCAUUAAUCAAUAAUUUUUUAAGGAAAACUAUUGCCCUUCAUAGCCACCUCUUAAAUACGGUCCUGAGAAUAUUCUUAAAGCUUAAAUGUUUACAUUAUAAAAUGAUAUAAGUUAUAUUAUUUUCAAAUGUACGUUCUUUUCUUUUAACAAUAAAAUAUUUCUUCAAAUUUCCUAUCAAAAAUAUAUUGCAUUCGUUAAACGUAAUUUUUAAUAACACCUUUUCUUUAGAAAAGUAAGAUACCUAUAUUUAUAUACCUAUGUUACUUAGGGUACUAUACAUAAUGAUGUUAUUGUCAUAUAAGUUUAGACCCCAUUGUUUGACUGUGUUUGUUCGAUAACCUUUCGACGAUAAACGUUUCUCCAGGAAACAUAUCAGAACCUAACAACAGAUAAAUAAACAAACACUUAAAAUGUACAGAUAACUCUAACGUCUAAUUUAUCGCCUAUAAAGAUUUUCUGUGGUUUUAAGUAUAAUAACAUGUUUUUGUAGAUUUUUUUCAUUUACCCAAUGAUUUGAUUUUGAGUGAAAAGUAAGUGAAUUCGAAAAUAGAUUUUUGUUGUAAUUCAUUUAAAAAUCGUGGAACUUUGAAGCAAAUAUUGUUAAUAGUAUAAAAAAUUUGCCUAUGACUUCAAUGAAUAACGUCGAUUUCAAUUUUUCCAAUGAAAAAAUAACGAGUAAGACAAACAAAAAAAUACGUGAUGCUAAUCUCUGUAAACUAGACAGUGAAAACAAACCUUUUACUAUUCCGCCGGAUCUCAAAUUUAUUGACAAAAACACAUACAAGCGAUUGAAAAAUAAAGCGAAGGUGAUAACAGGUGAAGAUCGACAAAUGGCUGUUGAGCAAUUGAUAUCGGAGAGAGAAAAAUUAGAAACUGAGAGUGCUGCAAGAAAAAAACGGCUACAAAAUUACGAUAACUUACGAACUAAAGGAAAAAAAUUAGCUGAACUAGAUGAUGAAGCAAACAAGAAAGCAAAUUACUUGUUAGCCAGGGCACAACAAUUAAGACAAGAUCAAGAGGAUGAGAUUAAAUGUUGUAACUCCUUAAUACUAAGUACUAAGUGUCACGCUAUUAGAAAUGCUCAAAUAGCAGAAAAGCAACUUAUACAAAAGGAAAUGAUGGAAGAAGAACGCAGGAUGACAGAAAUGAUGGAACAAGAACGAAUAUUGGCUUCUAAAAAACUUGAAAAGGCAGCAGAAGCCGAACAACUCAAGAAAAAACUGCAAGCAAUGGAGAUUAUGAAACAAAUAAAGGAGAAUGAGAUAGCUAAGGAAAUGGAAAAUGCAAGACUUGCUGAAGAAGCAAGAAUUAGAGCAGAUGCAGUAAUAGAGGCUCAACGAGAAGAAGUAAAUGAUUAUAAGUUAAAAUUAGAACAACAGGCAGCGUUGCGAAAAGAGUUUUUGCAGAUGAAUGCACAACUUAGAGAUAUAAAGAAAAUAGAGCAAGAAAUGAACACUAUAGAAAUACUUCAAAUUCAAGAAUAUACACGGCAAAAAAAUGAAAGAGAAGCAGCGUUCGAAGAAGAAACUAAAAAACAAAAGUUGUUAAAAGAUAAGACCAUUGCAAAGAUACAAGCGAGUCAUAAAGCAUCCCAUGAUUUACAAGCAGCUAAAGAUGAACUAAAUGCUUUGCGAGUUAGAGAUGCAGUUGAAAGAGAAUGGCGUCGUAAGGAACAUGAGGAAGCAUUAAAAAAAGUAAAAGAAGAAGAGGAACUAAAAGAAGCCAGACGUCAGCAAAUUGAAGAUCAAAAAAGAAAUUAUGCAUUCGAAAUUCAAAGAGAAAAAGAAGAAUUUGAUAAAAUCGCUGAGCUUAAUAUGAUUGAUAUUGAGAAAAGUAAAGAGCUAGAAAAUAAGCACAAGAAGAUAAUAGAGGAACACCGCAAAAAUUUAUUAAAACAAAUUAAUGAAAAGCAACACGAAAAAAUAAAAGAAAGAAAAAAGACAUUCGAAGAGGGUAUUAAAGUAAAAGAAGAAGAGUUAAAUAGACAAAAAACCCUAAGAGAAACAAUGAAAAAUAAAAUUGAUAAUCUCAAGAAACACAAUGUUCCAGAAAAAUAUAUUCAAGGAAUCGAGAGACGAUUGAAAUUAAAAGAAUAAACUAAUAAUGCAAAUGCAUUUAUAAUUUGAAUUUGUUAUAUUGAUAUUUAAAAUUGAAGCAAUA
This is a messenger RNA of Daktulosphaira vitifoliae (grape phylloxera), 2166 nucleotides long. RefSeq names its product cilia- and flagella-associated protein 45. The transcript has 8 exons. The coding region runs from base 630 to 2102 and encodes 490 amino acids. Lineage: Eukaryota; Metazoa; Arthropoda; Insecta; Hemiptera; Phylloxeridae. The record is from RefSeq and is a predicted model, not a curated record.